AUGCUUCAAUCCUCUUCGUUAUUCAACGUCUGUCGUGAGCCGCGCUACUCCCUCCUCGUUUCCGGUUCUCAACGACGGAUUCCGGCCGUUUCCGCUGCUUGUAACUGUUUCCGUGAGCGCUCAGCGAGACGACAGCCCUGCAUUGUAAUCACCGUGGCCGGAGCAGCACCGGACCAACAGCGUGCGCACGUGUCCUCAGAGGGUCAAAGACCCACAGACCUGUGCUGGAUGACAGGUUCCAUGCACCUGGCGGCGCUGGCCUUGUGCAGGGGUUCCCCCGCAACGCCGAAUGCGGCCCGAACAAUUUCAGUAUCGUUGCGGCGCGUAAAACACCAUCCUGCACAGAGUCCCCGUCCUUGCCGAGCCGUUCGCGCCAUAUUCCCCGAUCGUCAUUUGUUCAGCGUCACCCUCCUGCGCGCACAUCUGCUCUCUUCGCGCACUACUGACGGCGGCUGCCGCUUUCGAGCCCUCGGAGACUCCUCCGUAAGCGUCUGCAACAAGCGACGUCGCCCGUCUCUCAACCCAAGAGCACGCCGUGUACUACGUAUGCUGUGCGGGACCGUCUACACCGCGUACAACCAGCCACAAGGGCGUAGCAGUAAGGCCUCGGCACCUCUGACCCUCGCGUGCACAGUCUCUGCCAUCCAUGCACCUGACGACGCUGCUAGGAACCGCGUAUUUCACGCUACUUGGGCAAGGCUCAGACAUGACCGGCAACGUACGACGCCCAGGACGUCCGGCGCCGACCGCAUGUCCUCUUACAGCACGAACUCGAUAUUGACUCAAAACAUACGUCUGCAGGCGCCGUCGGAGGGCGGAGCCGUCGCUACGGAUAGGGCUUUGUCCGCUGUGAAGCGCGGCAGAAAGCGCUAUGGAUGCUUUGCAGGACAGGAUGUGCAGGCAAACGCUGGCUGGGCUGCUGCAUGCAAACCGCGCUCAAUCCUGCUGCCGGAUGAGUGA
This is a messenger RNA of Rangifer tarandus platyrhynchus (Svalbard reindeer), 960 nucleotides long. The record is from the annotation of a GenBank genome assembly. NCBI's taxonomy places the organism in Eukaryota, Metazoa, Chordata, Mammalia, Artiodactyla, Cervidae.